This is a messenger RNA of Pseudozyma flocculosa PF-1, 2322 nucleotides long. RefSeq lists its product as uncharacterized. Gene Ontology annotation, biological process: very long-chain fatty acid catabolic process; long-chain fatty acid import into peroxisome; fatty acid beta-oxidation. The record is from RefSeq and is a predicted model, not a curated record. NCBI's taxonomy places the organism in Eukaryota, Fungi, Basidiomycota, Ustilaginomycetes, Ustilaginales, Ustilaginaceae. The transcript has 4 exons. Gene Ontology annotation, molecular function: ATP hydrolysis activity; long-chain fatty acid transmembrane transporter activity; ABC-type transporter activity. Gene Ontology annotation, cellular component: peroxisomal membrane. Bases 1 to 2322 code for a protein of 773 amino acids.
AUGGCACUCCAGUCGCGGCUUCGGCCGGCCAUGGACGAGCUCAAGAUGCACGCCCUCAGCUACGGCGCACGCGGCUUCGUCGCCUACCGACAGAACCACGCCGCCAUCCAGCGCUUCCUCCGCAUCGGCUACAUCGCCUUCAUCCUCGGAUCUACCUACCGCGGCCUCACCGCAGCGGGGCGCAAGAAGAAGCCAAAGCAGCCCCAGGCAAAGACUGCCGGCCUCGAUGCGAGCGAAAAAGGCCCCACGCCGGGCGAAGAGGCCGCCUCCAGCGCCAAGCAGGCGCAGCAGCAGGUCGUAGAGGCAGACGAAGGAGGGCGCGGCGGCAGGGGCGGGAGAAAGGGGCGCAAGUCGAGGGCGCCCCGCGUCGAGGUCGACGCCGUCUUCUUCGAGCGCCUCAAGCGCAUCCUCCGCAUCGUCGUCCCCGGCAUCCGCUCCAAAGAGGCCGGUCUCAUCCUCCUCCACACCGUCUUCCUCGUCCUCCGCACCAUGCUCUCCCUCUACGUCGCCGACCUCGACGGCCGCAUCGUCUCCGCCCUGGUGCGCUCUCAGACCCGCCAGUUUAUCGUCGGUAUCCUCUGGUGGAUGGCCGUCGCCAUCCCUGCCACCUACACCAACUCGAUGAUCGAGUUCCUCCAGUCCAAGCUCGCCCUCUGCUACCGCACCCGCCUCACGAGGCGCGUCCACGACGCCUAUCUCAGCGACAUGACCUUCUACAAGCUCGGUAACCUCGAUGAUCGCAUCAAGAACGCCGACCAGCUCAUCACCGUCGACGUCGCAAAGUUCUCCAAGUCGCUCGCCGACAUCUACUCCAACUUUGCCAAGCCCAUCCUCGAUGUCUGCCUGUACAACUACAAGCUCAGCCAGCGCGUCGGCGCCGAGUCGCUCAUCGGCAUCAACCUACUCGUCCAGGGCUCGGCGGCGCUCCUCAAGGCCCUCACGCCGCCCUUUGGCCAGUACGCGGCCACCGAGCAGCAGCUCGAGGGCGAGUUCCGCUUCAACCACUCGAGGCUCAUCGAAAACGCCGAAGAGGUGGCCCUCUACCGCGGACAGGCCGCCGAGCAGAAUGUCAUCGAACGCGCCUACUUCAGCCUGAUCAAGCACGUCAACCGCGUCUACAAAAUCCGGAUCCUCCACUCGAUGACCGAGGAGGGCAUCAUCAAAUGGCUGUGGGGCUCGCUCGGACUGUGCAUCUGCGCCGUGCCCGUGUUUGUUCGCAUCCCGGGCGCCGGCGGCAAGGGCCUCGACAUGGGCUCGCGCACCGAGUCGUUUGUCACCAACCGGCGCCUGCUGCUCUCGUCGAGCGACGCCUUUGGCCGCGUCAUGUACUCGUACAAGGAGAUUUCGGAGCUGGCCGGCUACACGGCGCGCGUGUCGGAGCUGCUCGACACGAUGGACGAGAUCAAGGCGGGCCGCUUCCAGAAGAAGCUCGUCUCGUCGGCGUCGGUCGAGGAGAACGCCAAGGUGCUCCAGGGGCGGGGCACCAUCGAGGAGGACCGCGCCGACGACGCCGGCGUCGAGUUCCGCGACGUGCCCAUCGUCAGCCCCAACGGCGACAUCCUGGUCAAGAAGCUCAGCUUCUACGUCAAGCCCGGCCAGCACCUGCUCAUCAUCGGGCCCAACGGCUGCGGCAAGAGCAGCCUGUUCCGCAUCCUCGGCGGGCUGUGGCCCGUCUACGGCGGCAAGGUGCACAAGCCGCCGACGUCUGAGUUCACCUACAUCCCGCAGCGGCCCUACCUCUCGCUGGGCACGCUUCGCGACCAGAUCAUCUACCCGCACACGGUGUCCGAGAUGCGUGCGCGCGGCAAGACGGACGAGGACCUGCUCGACAUCCUCAAGGUGGUGCAGAUUGAGCACAUUGUCGCUCGCGAGGGCGGCUGGGACGUGCAGCGCGAGUGGAGGGACGCGCUCAGCGGCGGCGACAAGCAGAGGAUCGCCAUGGCGCGCCUCUUCUACCACCGUCCCAAGUUUGCCAUCCUCGACGAGUGCACCAGCGCCGUCACGCUCGAGAUUGAGAAGAUCAUGUACGACCACGCCACCAAGAUUGGCAUCACGAUGCUGACGGUCUCGCACCGCCCGUCGCUGUGGAAGUACCACUCCUACGUGCUCCAGUACGACGGCCAGGGCGGCUACGUCUUCACCGAGCUGGACGCCGAGAAGCGGCUCGCGCUUCAGGAGGAGAAGCAGGCGCUGGAGCAGAAGCUGCUGCAGGUGCCAAAGUGGAAGGAGAGGCUCGAAGCGCUCAAGGCGGCCAAGGAGGAGCGGUUGAGCCGGCCGAGCAGCCCGGUGCACGAGAUCAAGGGCUUGACGCUGACGGCGUGA